Macrosiphum euphorbiae (potato aphid) is the source of this 324-nucleotide messenger RNA. The record is from the annotation of a GenBank genome assembly. NCBI's taxonomy places the organism in Eukaryota, Metazoa, Arthropoda, Insecta, Hemiptera, Aphididae.
AUGAGAGAACUAAAUAAUAUUCAAAAUCUGAUUUAUAAUUUUGAUUUGGCUAACAUGUGUAGUGGUGUAAAAAUACCUGAAGAAGACAGAAAGUACUUAACAAAGACAACUUACAAAGAUACAUCGGAUAGUUUCAGACACAUUAAUUGCUCAUUAAUUUUAAAUACAACAGUAUCAAAUCCAAUUGAUCUUAAGGCAAUAAACAAAAAUAAAAAACCAGAAAAUUGUAAAUUUGUAAAAAAAUUGAAUUUGAUAAAAGAAAAAAAUCUAGAUCACCAAGGUUUAAACGAAUACACAUCCAAGUUACUCCUAGCAAAAAGUUAA